Cornus florida is the source of this 1545-nucleotide messenger RNA. RefSeq lists its product as uncharacterized. The record is from RefSeq and is a predicted model, not a curated record. Bases 1 to 1545 code for a protein of 514 amino acids. NCBI's taxonomy places the organism in Eukaryota, Viridiplantae, Streptophyta, Magnoliopsida, Cornales, Cornaceae. The transcript is spliced from 2 exons. Gene Ontology annotation, cellular component: intracellular membrane-bounded organelle.
AUGGCGAUGGAGUACUCUUCAUUGACAAUCAUCUCCUCACAAAGGAGGUAUCAACUUACAUGCUUUAAUGCUUUCUGGCUUCUGUUUCUCUUCACUGUCCUCUCCACAAUCUCUGUCUCUUCUUCUACAACUCCACCCUCUUACUCUGAUCACUGUGAUUCAAUUGUUCCCAAGUCCACCCCAACCGAUCCCGACUACACCACCUUGCCACAUCUCCUCCGUAUACCCAACGGUCGCUACACUGGUGGUGACAAAAUUCUUGUUAACACCUCGUCUGAUCAAUUCUACUUUGAUUACGCCAAGUGUCUCACCUUUCGUACCACCCGAAAAGUUUAUAAAACCAAAGCAAGUGGUGUUUAUAAGAUUGAGGCCUACUUGACCUUCUCCCAAUCUUACUAUCAUGAUUAUCGUUCUGGGAGAGGUCCACUGAAAUUCCUAUUGAAUGGAUUCGGGUCUGAAUCUUCUGGGAAGCUUUGCAUGCUGGGGUCGGCAUCUUGGCACACAAGAGAAGGUAACUCUCUCAAACUUGACGCUGUUCUUCAGCUUAAUUUUGCCAAGAAUGCAACUAUCUUUACUAGUUUGGUUAAUGGAACAUUGGAGAUUUCAAUAUUGGCUUUCCCUUGCAUGAGUUACUACAAUUAUACAUUGGUUUCGAAGGAAUUAGAUAGUGGGUUCCCUGAUGGAAUUGAUAUUCCACAUAAUCAUUCUCUUGGAUUGCAACCGGAAAGUAUUUGUUCAACGCACUCCAGGCAAUUGCCGCAAUUCCCUCCAUUUAAGUUGGAGUAUGCCAGCGAGUGCAAUUCUUCACAUAAUUGUACUCCUUUUGGCAAGGAUAUUGGGUAUUUGCCUACUUUCAUGUCCUUUUCUGAGAUUCAGUGUUCUGAGCAUUUACAAAAGUUAAGGUAUCUGAUAGAUUUUUCAAAUAGAAGCUAUGGGCUUUAUAACCAACCUUUCAAUUCCAACACGACGUUGGUUGCAGAAGGAUCAUGGGAUGGAAAGAAGAACCGGCUAUGCAUCGUUGCUUGCCGGAUCUUGAAUUCCUCUGAUUCUUUGGGAAAUGCUCGUGUUGGGGAUUGUUCAACUAGGUUGAGCUUGAGAUACCCCGCAGUCUGGUCAAUCAAACAAAGGGGUAUUGUUGGGCAAAUUUGGAGUAACAGAACUGUGAAUGAUUCUGUCUACUUCCAUAGGAUCAGUUUUGGAGGCUUUUCCCAUUACAUGUUGGGUGUUCCUGGUUUGGGGUAUGAUUACACUGAAAUGGAUAGAGUAAAAAAGUUAUGCCCAGUAAAGAAGCCUUUUGAAAACAAAGGGCUGAGAUACCCAAUUGCAGAUUCUUAUCAGAUGAGAUUCCGCAUGUCGGUAAAAGAUUCAAAAGGAAGAAGUUCUUGGGGUUCUGCAGACCCCAUCUCUGUGGGUGAUCAGUUUUAUGAGCAUGGGAAUGUUAUUUUCGGUUCAAGCUCUAUGGCUGACGAAAGCUCUGCAUUUGAGGUAAAAGAUUCAAAAGAGAUUCAUGUGCCCCAAAGUAAGGUUCACAAGCAUAAUAAGUGA